Molecule: messenger RNA, 1587 nt
Organism: Melitaea cinxia (Glanville fritillary)
Lineage: Eukaryota; Metazoa; Arthropoda; Insecta; Lepidoptera; Nymphalidae
Product: serine protease 3-like
Exons: 9
Coding region: 1-1509 (502 amino acids)
Biological process (GO): proteolysis
Molecular function (GO): serine-type endopeptidase activity
Source: RefSeq, a predicted model, not a curated record
AUGACAUGGAACAUAAUUGCUUGUGAAAGUGGAAGAGUCACAGAUCGCAGCUUCGAUUUUAAGUUAAAUGUCAAUGAUAAAUUUGUUACCUCAGACCGAGAAGUUGCAUCUGAGUUUGAAAAAUUUUUCACUGACAUUCCGCUUUCAACAACGCAAUCACUUAAUUCGUCUCCAGAUAUAAUAAUAGCCUUCAGAAGCCUGGACGUCAAGAAAACAGCUGAUCUAUGGGGUUUAUCUGUAAAAGUCGUUAGUUCGAUAAUUGAUGUUGUCGCACCUCAUCUAGCUACUAUAUUUAAUGGCUGUAUAGAACAUGGUGUGUUUCCUGAUCUAAUGAAACACAGUAAAGUCUCAGCCCAGUAUGAACCAGUAUACAUAGAAAAUGCCGACCCUGAAGGUAAUGGGGCACAGUCUCGUAUCGUAUCUGGUUGGGAGGCACAACCAGGUCAGCACCCUCACCAAGUUUCCCUACGGAUGGUUAACAGAUUAGGAACUGUAACUGGCUGCGGAGGAAAUGUUAUUCACAGAGAAUGGCUACUGACUGCAGCUCACUGUACUGCUUCCCAAGUUUCAUUGAUAGUACGCGCUGGACUUGUCCACAUGACCCGUCCUGAAAUGAUGUUAGAGACUAACGAGUACUACGUCUAUCCCACAUUCGACGCCUCAAGACCACUCGAGGUGCAACUUGAUGACAUAUCACUUGUCAAGCUACAACAACCAUUAAUAUAUUCCGAAAACUUACGUUCGAUUCGUGUACAACCUUCAUCAGAUGCAUUCAGAAACUAUGAUACACAGGUUGUUCGUGCAAGUGGUUUUGGCAGAACAUGGACUGGCGGUUCUCAAUCUGCGCACCUCAUGUGGGUUUACCUAAGGUCAAUUAGCAACCAAGCUUGUGCAAACAUUUUCACGACUAGGUACGUCUCAGCAACUACAAUCUGUGCGAGAUUCUACAAUGUGACUUCACAAUCCAUCUGCCAGGGAGACAGCGGCGGACCAUUGGUGCAUGUGUCUUCUGAUAACGAGCCGAUCCUGAUCGGUAUAAGCUCGUUCGUUGCGGGUAAUCCCCAAGGCUGCCACUCCGGCCUUCCUGGCGCUUUCAUACGUCCUGGACCUUUCCAUGAAUGGUUUACUCAGAUCACUGGAAUAGAUUUUAAUAAUCUGAAAGAAGAUAUUGAGCCAACUACUGUUGCUCCUACGACACCCAGUCCCAGCCCUACCACACCUUCUCCUACCACACCUUCUCCUACCACACCUCCCCCUACCACAGCACCUCCUACAGUCCCUAGUACGCUUCCUCCUACGACUACUUCCCCACCCACCAGUACGACGACUACUUCCCCACCCACCAGUACGACAACUCCUCCAACAACUACUCCAGACCCUGAUGAAGACGACAUAGAUGAUCCAGAACUUUCUGAACUUCUCAAGCGCUUAGAAGUUAUAGUGAAAGUGAAAGUCAGACUUAGUAAAUACAAAAAUAAUAAAGAGGAAAACAUGGUUCUUGUUGAGUAAAUGUAAUCACACAAGAUGAAAGAGUAUAUUGUAUUGUGCAAGUAUAAAAUAUUUAAAAUAAAAUAACUGCUUAUAAUA